This is a messenger RNA of Salvelinus fontinalis (brook trout), 7006 nucleotides long. RefSeq names its product ring finger protein 144aa (gene rnf144aa). The transcript has 8 exons. The coding region runs from base 1459 to 2388 and encodes 309 amino acids. Gene Ontology annotation, molecular function: ubiquitin conjugating enzyme binding; ubiquitin protein ligase activity; zinc ion binding. Gene Ontology annotation, biological process: protein polyubiquitination; positive regulation of proteasomal ubiquitin-dependent protein catabolic process; ubiquitin-dependent protein catabolic process. Gene Ontology annotation, cellular component: ubiquitin ligase complex; Golgi apparatus; cytoplasm. Lineage: Eukaryota; Metazoa; Chordata; Actinopteri; Salmoniformes; Salmonidae. The record is from RefSeq and is a predicted model, not a curated record.
UCCACCUUUUGUCUAUUCCAUUUGCACAACAGCAUGUGAAAUUUAUUGUCAAUCAGUGUUGCUUCCUAAGUGGACAGUUUGAUUUCACAGAAGUGUGAUUGACUUGGAGUUACAUUGUGUUGUUUAAGUGUUCCCUUUAUUUUUUUGAGCAGUGUAUAUUAUCUGUGUGUGUGUGUGUGUCUCUCUCUCUCUCCUUCUGUUUUUCUCUGUUUGUCUCUAUAUAUAUUUAUCCCUGUCUGUGUCCCUCUCUCUCUCUAUCUGUCUCUCUCUGUUUUUCUUUGUCUCUGUUUGUCUCUCUCUCUUAUUCACACUUUAUCUGCACCCCUCUCUCUCUCUCUCUCUCUCUCUCUCUGUCUCCCCCUUGUAUUUCUCUCUCUGUGGUAAAAUAGCAUGGUGUACCGCCUGCCCAGGCACUUGUGGAAUGCAGGUGAUGAUGAUGUAACCGUCUCUGUCUCUGAGCCCAGUCAGGAUGAGAGCCUCCCUCUUAGGAGUCCCUGAAAGGAGAUAUUCAACCAUUUUGAAUGUUAUAUUGUUUUUUUUAUGUUAUAUUGUCUAUCGCUCAGAGAUUCAUAUUUUCAUGUGUAUCUGAGCUAUUCGCCGUUCAAGCAGGCAGAAAUACAGCCGGUAUGACGAGUUCUACAGAACGACGGCACAAACAGCGUUACCUGUCAUUCUGUUACCAACCUUCGCGUCUGCACUGUUCUUCAAGUAAAUGUGUUUCUGUCAAAUGUUCAGUGGAAAUUGUUCAAAGUAGUUAUCGUGCAUAGAUGGGUAUGGUUUGUUUAAAUUGGCAAUCCUUUGCUUUUUGUUUGACGUACAUUUUGAAGUGAAAAAACAAGAGUGUCAUUGCUGCCUGGCAAAACGGUAAGGGAGUGACGAUCUGCUGCACCGUUUAUGCCCUGGGUUUUUCGGUGCAAUGGGAGAGAAUGCACAGAAUCUUCUUUAGUGUUGACAUUGGUGUUAGAAUGAGUUUGAUUUGACCUACACUUUCAUCUCAAAUAUGGAGGUUCUGAUUAGCCGGGUCUAGUAUGGUUGUCUUUCACAGUCUAGUUGCUGCAUGCUUAUGUCAGUACAUUUUGUCUUCACACAAUUGUAUGGUAUGUUAUCUUUGAAUGAUGCUUUUAUGUAUUUUUACCCUUGUAGAUCCGGUCUCAUCCAGCUCUUUUCCCUAGCGUCAACAUGUGGUCUAGCGUAGCUGUGCUGUAUUGGCUUUUCCAGCCUCUGUGUGCGUGUGUCUUCGUCCCAGGGCUCUGGGAGAGUGUGAAUCUGCUGACGUCUGAGAGGACGCUGAGGACACUGAGUCUGGAGGCAAAGGGGGGAAGCAAGGCCAGUCACACGCUGGAUGCUCUGGUCCGUGGAGUGUGUGCAGUACUUUGAGUGAGUUCUGUGUGUGAGAGCAUCGAGCGCUGUGUGUGAACAUACGAUGUGCUAGCCGGUGUGCGUGAUGACCGACAAGGCAUGCACAAGUCAACACAACAUGGCUCUGUGCCAGGCAAGAUGAACACAGCCAGGUAUCGGCCCACCUGGGACCUGGCCCUGGACCCCCUGGUCUCCUGCAAACUGUGCCUUGGAGAGUUCCCGCUGGAGCAGAUGACCACCAUCACGCAGUGCCAAUGUGUCUUCUGUACACUAUGCCUGAAGCAGUAUGUGGAACUCCUGAUCAAAGAGGGCCUUGAAACUGCUAUUAGCUGUCCAGACUCUGCCUGUCCAAAACGAGGACACUUAUUGGAAAAUGAGAUUGAGUGCAUAGUGGCUACAGCGAUUAUGCAGAGAUACAAGAAGCUGCAGUUUGAGAGGGAGGUGCUUCUGGACCCGUGCCGGACGUGGUGCCCAUCGUCGUCGUGCCAGGCAGUGUGCCAGCUGAAGGAGAUGGAGGUGGCGCAGCCCCAGCUGGUGAAGUGUGCCGUGUGCACCCUGGAGUUCUGCUCGGCCUGCAAGGCUAACUGGCACCCCGGGCAGGUCUGCCCACCCCAGGAGAACAACCUGCCCAUCACCGCUUUCCUACCUGGAGAGACCAGCUCCUUCUACAAGAGUGACGAUGACGAUGGUCCCAUCAAGCGCUGUCCCAAGUGUAAGGUGUACAUCGAGAGGGACGAGGGCUGUGCCCAGAUGAUGUGCAAGAACUGCAAACACGCCUUCUGCUGGUACUGCCUGGAGUCACUGGACGAUGACUUCCUCCUGAUCCACUAUGACAAAGGGCCCUGUCGAAACAAACUGGGCCACUCCAGGGCGUCUGUCAUCUGGCACAGAACACAGGUGGUGGGGAUCUUCGCUGGCUUCGGCCUUCUCCUGCUGGUGGCCUCUCCCUUUCUCCUCCUGGCCACGCCCUUUGUCCUCUGCUGUAAGUGCAAGUGCAGCAAAGGGGACGACGACCCCCUGCCCACCUAAACCCCGCCUCACUCAUCUAAGCAGGCGGCCAUAUUUAUUUUUCGCCCCUUCUGUUUUCUCCCUCCAAGCUUCUUGCGGCGCUUCAUUUAACGGGGCUGGGGCCUAGCUGCACUGUCUCGGGCCCAGCCGCGUCCCGAUCCAUAUCGCUCGCAGUGUCAUGGUGGGAGAGGAGUUGUGUUGACCCUGUGCUCCCUGGCCUGGUGGAAGAUGGGUUCACAGAGGUCAGGCUUUGAGGACGACAAUGAUGCGCCUCUCUGUGGGCUUGGGGGCAUGUGUCCGUUUACUGUAGCAGGGCCACUCUGAGGCCUUGAGGUGAGCUACAGACAGUGGUGUAGUACAGAACCGAAGAAGAAGAGGAUGUUUUAUCAAGAGAUAAAUAAAGACGUGAUGUCAGAGACAUUUUCAUGCAGGAGCUGCUACUAUUGGAGGAGCUUCACCUUAAACUCGUUUCAGUCGACUUGUUUUUGUUGGUUUGUCGAGCACAAAGCUUUCCACCCCUCUUCUCUCUCUUUUUAGCUCUCAACAUACAGGAAAUAGCACUGGAGUUACGUUUUGACAAACGUUUUGUGUUUACUCUGUUGGCACAUUAAAGACUCUCCGUUUGUCGCUUUAAGAACCGGGGCGGGAGUUGGGAGGUUUUCUGUCUCUCACUCCCCUGUACAGCACGUUCUCUUGGUGAUGUCUGUGUUUCUGUAAUCUUUUGCUCUGUUCCCACUAUCAGCAAGAAGUUAUUCUUUUGACAAAAUGGAUUUGAACUCCUAUAUGUGUCUUUUUGAGAGGGUGUCCCAAACUCCUUCUCACAGCCCAAAAAGAGGACUCCUGGUCCUGUGUUUGUCGAAGAGUCUCAGAGUAGGAGUGCUCAUCUAGGCAAGACAAAACUGAUCCUAUAUCGAUACUCCUACUUCAAGACACUUUGUGAACAUGGGCCCUGAACAUUCAUCUCCCCGUCCACACAGACGUGAACAAACCAUCCGGAACUGGUUCUGACUUGUGUUGUCGAAUGGAAUACUUUAUUAUAGAUGUCGUGGUGUUCUGAGUUCCUCUCAACUCAAAUAAGAAUAAUAUUUAGCCACAUAGCAACAAAUGGCCUUAAAUGAAUAAGAAACAAAGCCAAAAAAGCCACCUCCAGUAUUCAGAAGAAGAAAAAACUGUCUUACAAAAACACAUGGCCAUUGUCCAAUUCCGUCCUUGUGAAAGCACACUUAAAUAAUGAAUUUGUUUAAUGCAUCAGUCAUUCAUUAAAACCUGUCUAUUUUCAGGUAGAGCAUAGGAAAUUAAAUUGUCUCUCUGAUACAAAGAUGUCCCUUCAUAUGAUCUAUAUUACAUUGAUGUUGGUCAUAUAUCCAACUACUGUAAUGAACAAUAAUCCUAUACAAUGUAUUUUUUAAUUGUGUGAAUCUGUGGCAAACUUGCAUAAUGUUAGUGGUAUUGUUGUCAACGUUUUUGUUGGGAGCACGUCGAGAGCUCUCACUACAUGCAGCUACUGCAACCUUUGCAGGGAUAUAAAAUGUCAAGAACUUCACUGGACUGUUUAGGACACAUCUGAAAACUGCUCUACACAUGACUGUAUCUAUGCAAGUUUGUACAUUUCCUAUCUUAGUCUUGCUAACAGUGUGGUCAUAUCAAGUGGUCCAGUAUGUUAUACCAGAUUCCAUGUGCCAUUUAUCACAUCAUACAGUAGAAUUUCACAAAAGGGCGGUUGACUUACAUCCGUUUCAUUUGAUUUGAUUUGAUUUUUUAUCUAUCAGGGAAGCCAUACAUUAUUUCAUCACCAUCGUUUUCCCUUAAGUUGUUCCAUCAGAACGUGUGGUGAGGAGGCAUUUACUGUAGCGACACCAUUUCUCACUCUGAAACACAUUUAAACUCAAGAGAUCGGUCAUUGGCGUUCCGCCAUCAAUAAGCCACUUUGGAACACGUACAGAGAAUCCUGGGUGGCAGUCUGUUUCUGCUCUCUUGCCAACUCCUUAUGAAAUUGUCACGCAAAACUGGCUUGACAAUGGAUUAGGGAAAAAGCGCAAACAAAUCCGGGACUACUGUAGACUACAUAUAGAAUGCUGAGAUACUCUUCUGCAUAAAUCCCAGGGUUUUUUAUUUUGCUCUUCCGUAUUGGUCUCCACGUAGCAUUUGAAGAGUGGGUAUGGCAGUUACUGGAACUAGCAUUAGCCAUUCACCUCUAGCUCAUGGUAGCCACCACACACAAAGAAAACAUUAGCCUUAACUUUUCAGUACCUCGUACCUUUAGCCUCAUCAUUUCCCGUUAAUCCUUAAUGCAUGCAAGUAGUCAAAGAAAAAAAGAAAAAAAAAAAAAAAAAAAAAAUUCAGUUGAGCUAAUUUACCCUUAUUUUCUGGCAAUAGGGAAUAUGAAGGUCCCAACUGAGCAUGUGGAUCACUGAGCUGACCGUGUCUUUGGGUGACAAUCAUGCCAAGCAAGUCUUGUGGGUGGCGAUCGAGAGUGAGUGAAUAGUUUCAAGCGUUUUAAGGUUUGUAAAGUAAAAGUGGAGAUCUUAUGUCCGUAUGGCCAGUUCCAGGCAUAAGCCAAUCAGGGUCUCGACUUUCUAUUGCGACUAAGAGAAGUAGAGUACACCAGGUGCCAUUUUGGAAUUUUGUUGUGCAUUAGCAGUUGUUCUCUUAUGUCACUCACUGACAGUCAAUUAGCAAUGUCAGUUAACAAUUUUCAGAGUGGUACUUAGUCUAGCCAUCUAUCUAACUCGUAGUAAUCAUGGCCACAUACCUACCGGGCAUGCAUGGCACGUGCCCAGGGGCCCUGACCUCCAGGGGGUCCCCGUUUUUGAUUGUGUUGGUCAUUCUCACGCCGAUAUCAUAUUAACAUGGCAUAAGUCAUUAUAAAAUGUGUAGAAUUGCAGUAAAUUGGCUGUAAACCUGAAAUGUUUUCUUUCUGCCCCAUGGCAAAAUUUGUAGAAUUACCUGACAUUUCUACAAUUGCAAAUAUCCCCACCCCAUGGCAAAGUAUGUCAAAUUGCAGAAGAAAACAUGCUUUAAAGGUCCAAUGCAGCCAUUUUCAUCUCAAUAUCCAAUCAUUUCUGUGAUUGUUUUCAAUUAAAAUGGUAAAAAAUAAACAAAGAUGGCUUCUUAGCUAAGAGCAAUUUCUCAGGCAACAUUUUUGCUAGGAUUGUCUGGGAGUGGUCUGAGUGGGGAGGGGAAAACUGAAAAGUAGCUGUUAUUGGCAAAAAGGUUUGGAACUCUCUUUCUUGUUGGUCUAUUAACUAAUUUACUGCAUGGUGAUGUCACCAUGGAAGGCCAAAACACCAUUCCAUGAAAACAGGAUGACAUUUCAGACAGUCUUUUCAAACAGCUUAAACACUAAAAGGGAAAUAUCAUGUUCACACAUUCACAGUAUUAUUCCAACCUCAGACCUGUGGAAAUGAGGUCUGUCAAACAAUGAAAAGAAUGAAUUGUGAUUAAUUGCCAGUUAUAUCGAGGUAUUCAGUCAUAGGCAUUCAGCCAUUCAGCUCGCUAGCUAACAUUAGCAUAACUAGAAUAACUGUUAUCUAAAAAAACGCCUGGGGAUGUGUGUAUAGUUAAACUUUCUGUACGUUUUCCUUAAAUUGUUGCUCAAAGCUGCGCACGCAGAGGAUUUUUUUAUAGAACUGCAGGAAAUCCCCCAUCGUCAAGACGGGGGCCACUAAUAAAAAAGAUCCCGCUAGGUGGGGGUCCCCCAAACAAAUCUCACUUAGGGCCCCAAAAGGCUAUAGCCGGCCCUGCCCAUUAAAUAUUGCCUUCUCUUUGGAAAUGUGUAAAGCUGUCAACGACACUUUUUGUUGUCCUUAUUAAAGGGGUUCGGGGAUUGUAAUUUUAAGAAAUGUAGCCUCUAUUUCCAGGCUUCCUCAUAACUCAGAGACUUGGGAGGAUGGCAUUGCGUGACUAUAGGAAAUGUACAUUCAAGAGAAGUGGAAACAAGUUCUCAUCUUCCAUUUGGUUUAGAGGGGCUUUGAGCUGAGAGAAUCUUGAAUGCUUGUCACAAAGUCCUCUGACUCAACUGAUUUUGCCAGUAUACCAAUCAAACUCCGAUGACUCGUACAGUCAUUAGUGUUAUCAUCAGGUUUCUUUCAGCAUUAUGCAGCGAAGGGACACAAAACAUUUCAUAAACUCCAUUCACCUCGAGGUGAGACCAGGCCUGUUGCACAAUUAUAUUCUAUGGCUUGAAACCUAUUUUGCUCUUUGUUCACACUGUUGGGCUUCUGAACUAUAUUUCAACCUGUUAUAUCAGAUGAUAACAAUGCUAUAUGUUUUUAAAAAGAGGUCAAACUGUGCCUCUUAAUUUUAGGGAGUCCGAAACAACAUUGUGUGCACAAAAGGUCCGACGGUUUCUGUCAUGACGUACCCUUUAUCCUGGAUUCUAAGUUUGACUUUCACACUUACCGUACUUUAGGUUGCCUUUGUGUUAUACUUGUUCUGUAGGCUUUGAUGCAGUAAAUCAUACAGUAAUGGCUUGUAUUUGUGUUAACUGUGGAAGGAUUCAUAUUUCCAACUUUUCAAAAGAUGUAACCUUGUAAAUUGGCAUGUGUGGAGAGCAUUGGAUAAACACAUUGUGCUUCUCCCAUGUAUCUAUUGUUCCACUAACACUGUGAAAUGGAAUAAAUGUGGUUGUUUUUUGUGA